GCAACGUUUUCUCAAAGCCGAGCCUCUGUCUCUGGGCCUGUGACCAGGGCAUCACUUCAAGUUGGUUGUUUUAGCUGUUCUGUUCUCUUGAUAGGAUGUGCACAGCAAUGAUUCUCCAGUUUAAGUGAGGGAGUACGAGCCAAGAUGAGUCUGACAGUGACAAUCCACGAGGGUGAACUUAGGCAGAUUAAGCAACAUGUUGUAGAAAAACGGAUUGAGAGCGGACAUCUGUUUGGUCUGUGGACUCAUUCAAAUCAGCCAGUCGUGCAGUAUAUCACUGGUAGUCUUAAGGACGAAGAUGAAGAAGAGUUGUUCAAACCCCAUGCUCUUCGACGCGUUGGGAUAUGGAGCACAAAAGAAUCUGGCGGUGUAAACCUAGGUGAAGGAAAGCCCUGCUUUGUAUAUAUGAAGGUUGGUGUGGACAACGAAACACUGGACGUGAAGCAAGUUUGUGUCGUUGAAAAGGAAGCUUCAUUGAAGGGAAUACUCGAGGUACUGCCGAAAGACAGCGCUUUCCGCCUCAGUAAUCCUUUCAGUGGAACACAAAAGAAAUAUCACAAUGAUCUGGUAACGGGCGAGUUUCGCUGGACUUCAACUUCAUCGCAACAGGCCGAAACAAAAAGAGAGCAAUGGUACUCGGUGAAAGAAGGCAUGGACCUUUUUGGAAAGAUCCAUGGCGCUCUCCAGGGGAAAUUUCAAGUAACUGGUACAAGCAGAGACAAAGAGACCCACGAUCUAUGCGUUGCACUAAGUUUUGCACAACGAGAUUUUGCAAUAGAAUUUCCAGCUAAUUUUCCUGAUGGUGAGGCCACAUUGAGUAUUGGAAACGAAGAUUUUCCGAUCUCUUUGAGAAAACCAGUCAAGGAAAAAGGAAACUUUAACGAUUCGAAAUCUGGUGAAAAGGAAGAUGACAAGGCAGAUCGUGCAGAUGAUGUAGCAUCUGACGAUAACCGAUCUAAAGAGGCUGCAUCAGAGCAAAGUCAGCGGCCUGGGAAGCAUCCGGAUGAUAACGAAAUUGCACAGCUGUUAGUCCAAGGAAUACUAAAAAUAAUUCAGCCAAAGAAUAAGGAGAAAGGAUCCUCGGUCUAAAAUGGAAAGGAAGCACAGUCAUGUCAUUUGUGAUAGUUUUCAGUUUUAUUUUUGCGACAGGAAAUAUUAUAAAUUUCUCUCCUUUUGUAUGAGUUUUCUCGUUCAUCUACUGCCUAGAAUAAUCACGAACAAAAGAUUGUAUUCUCUUGUCAUGAUCAAUAAACCCUAUUUCACACUAACGUAUAAUGUAUCCGAUGUGGUGGGCACGCUUACAGCGGUAUGAAUAAGGGGUGUCGAUUUCCGUAAUCUGUUUUUGUUUAAUGAACACUGAUAACCGAUAGAAGUUUGACAGUUAAAUUUUGGUCAAGUUUCAGCAACAACUGUUGAUAUACUGGUAGUCCUGAAAAAAAAAUUUUAGACACAAUAUAAUUGUUCUUAAGAUCUAUUACAACAAACAAUCUCACGAGACGCCAGAGAAUGUAAACUAGCCAAGAAUUUUAACAACUUGAAGUGUAAUCCGCCAAAAUCAAUCGAGAACACACGAAAACAAUACAAUCAAGAAUGUAAUCAGCUAAUGCUUUACAACACAGCUCUCUUCCAGCAUAAACUGCAACGCUAAAGGAUUAUGGGUAAUGUCAUCAAAAGUCUACAUUUUGAAUCAUUAAAUAUAUUCCUUCAA
Pocillopora damicornis (cauliflower coral) is the source of this 1708-nucleotide messenger RNA. RefSeq lists its product as uncharacterized. NCBI's taxonomy places the organism in Eukaryota, Metazoa, Cnidaria, Anthozoa, Scleractinia, Pocilloporidae. The record is from RefSeq and is a predicted model, not a curated record.